AUGUGGUGCUUGCUGAAGGCUCAGUCAGUGGAACUUUUUGGAGCCUGUGAUGUGAUUUGUGAUGCACUUUCACAGCAUAUGCACCGAGAGACAACUUUUGAUGAUAUCCUCAUAAAUGCAUAUGGGUUUUUUGUUCCUUCGCUCGUGCUCGUCAGCUGCCUGGGCAUCUGCUCACCUGCGCUGAGACCCGACGCCGACGGCAUCCACGUCGGGAACAUGCCGUACGUCCUCAGGGCUAUCUCCGUCGUCUCCAUCGGCGGAACACCUUCAACGUCGACGUCAACUGCGUCCCAGACUCCCAGUGUGGCCACACGAUCACCUCCUCUCCUUUCCUCCCCUCUCUCUCUCUCUCCAUGUCGACCGAGGAGGAGGGGACGGAAACCUCUCGUCUCAGCCCGCCUGGCUCACGCGCAGCUCGCCCGGCCGACCUCGCGGGGCCCGCCCGGGGUCAAUGGCAGGUGGGCCGCGCGCUCCCCGGGCCCACGCACGAGACGUGGGGUAGGGUGGUUUAAGUACUCCCGGGAGAGGAGAGGCGCAUCUUCUCCGCAUGUUCUCUGCGCUCUCAGGUCUCCUCUGUCCUCUGCUUCCUCUUCCUUCCUCCUCCCGCGGCCACACCAGUUGAGCUGCGGCGGCGGCUGCAGGAUUCCGGGCUUCUCGGAGCCGCCGGGAACCGCGUACGAGGAUCCAGUUGCCUGCGCGAGCUGCUGCAUGAGCACCAUGGCGUGGUAUCCGCUGCCGCAGAGUGGAGCCGCGCUGUCGGCUGGCGACGAGUUCCUCGAGAACCAGAGCGCCGGCUGGUCGCUGUGGAGCUUCACCUCCUCCGACGAUCACGACGCAGCCGCCGCGUACCCAGAAACGCAUGGAAGCGGCGCCGCGCCUUCAGAGGAGGGUUCGCGCAGGAGCCAGUUUUCAGACGAGGAGAUGCGGCGGAUGGACGCCCCGUUCGAGGCACUGGACAUGUUCCCGGACUCCAUGCACCGGCUCCUGUCCUACGAGGACAUGCUCAGCGGCGUGCUCACCGGUAGUUCGUCGGGGGAUGGGGAGGUGAAGCUGGAACGGGACGGGGUGGACGCCAUGGACACCUGCGGCUUCCCUCUGUUCAGCCACGACCUGCAGAACGCGGAGCCCAACGGCAGCGAGGAGAUGCUAGCAGAUACCCUGUCCAUGGAUAAGGAUGGGAUGGGCACGGUGAAGAGGAGCAGAUCGUUCGCUGAUGACGAGAGCGCGGGGGGCUUCAAUUUCGAGUCGCUGGUGCUUGAGGAACUCGAGGACGUGGUGUUCCAGCUGACCAAGAAGACGCGGAUCUGCUUCCGGGACGCCUUCUUCAGGAUGGCUGAAACCUCAUCGAAUGCCAGGUGCGGCUCCAGGAUCCCGGCAGCAGCGGAUUGUUGCCCGGAGCGCGCGACGAACGCGAUCGACAGGACGGUGGCGGACCUGACGAUGAGGCCGCCGAGCCCCGCUCCUCUCCAGGACCACGGCAGCUGCUUCGACGGCGGCGGCUCAGGGGCGGAGGCACAGUCCACGACCGGCUGGACGGCGACGGCGUAGGAGGAGAGACUGGCAGACUGGUUGAUCCUUUUCCCAGCUGCUACGAUGGCCAUGUUUGCGAAAGCUGCAAUAGCUUGCUAGAUGCAGAGAUUUGUACACACUGCUGCGACAUCUUUUUUCCCCCCUAAUUAUUCAUCAGAGAUUACGAUCAGAGGAAGAUCAUACGUAACUAGCUAUAGCUAGCCGCCGUUCUUUACCGUUUGUAUGUGUGGUUGUCUGGAUCCCAUGCCCGAUUCUGACAGUAAAACACUAGCGACAUUUGUUUAAAAUGCACUGCAAUACUUAUUGUAUGCCCCGGUCCCUCGUCUUGUUUCCUGUGUGUUUAACGAAGGUUCAGGUGAUUCAAGGCUCAA
Messenger RNA from Setaria italica (foxtail millet), 1901 nucleotides. RefSeq lists its product as uncharacterized. Bases 1 to 1548 code for a protein of 515 amino acids. Gene Ontology annotation, biological process: circadian rhythm; regulation of DNA-templated transcription. The record is from RefSeq and is a predicted model, not a curated record. The transcript has 7 exons. Lineage: Eukaryota; Viridiplantae; Streptophyta; Magnoliopsida; Poales; Poaceae.